This is a messenger RNA of Candidula unifasciata, 1051 nucleotides long. NCBI's taxonomy places the organism in Eukaryota, Metazoa, Mollusca, Gastropoda, Stylommatophora, Geomitridae. The record is from the annotation of a GenBank genome assembly.
CAUAAACCCGCAUGCCAACAACACAGAGUACGUGACGGUUGUGGAAGGUGGAAGAGUUAUCUUGCCUUGUACAUUAGAUUUUCUCGGUGACCAAUCGGUGAUCUGGGUCAACCCCCGAAAGACACUGAUCAGCCUUGCAGAUCGACGGAUGAUAGACGAUCACCGAAUCAGCGUGGAGCGUCCCUACGUCAAGAUCUGGAACCUACUCAUCCGAGACGUGCGACACAACGACAGUGGCGCCUAUGAGUGUCGGGUGAACACGUCGCCCAUACAGAUAAAGGGGGUUACACUAGAAGUGCAAGUUCCCCCUGCAAUACUCAGCCAACAGUCUUCUGAUAAAAUAGUACUAGAGGAAGGACACGCGGCUACACUUGUCUGUCAUGUGAUAGGUAUACCUACGCCGAAUGUCACAUGGUACAGGAGACACUACAGAACUAUUGGAGCCCUCAAAGAGAGAAUCGGGCUGGAAGGUCAGGUUCUGAUCAUCCACAACAUCAGUCGGCAGUGCGAUGACAUCUACGAGUGCUACGCAGACAAUGGUGUACCCCCUGCUGUUAGCAAGGCUAUACGGGUUAUUGUGGACUAUGCUCCUGAAGUAAUUUUGCCAAAUCCAAAAGGCAUAGGACAGCAGCUUGGCAAAGAGACCAUUCUUGAAUGCCAGAUAUUUGCGCAUCCCCAAGCCAUGACAAGAUGGACUAAAAAUGGAAAAGCACUAUAUAAAAAUGAUAAAUACGACAUCGAUAUUUUCAAGAACGACGCAGAAAACUCGGUGACGCUAGCACUACGCAUCCUCAAUCUAACGUCAUCAGAUUACGGACAUUAUGAAUGUAUGGGGUCCAACUUUCUAGGAGAAGACAGUCAAACGAUGCUUUUAUAUGAAAUAAAGCCUCCAGCAACAACAGCAAAGACAACAACAACAACACAAAAACUGCAUUCGACUUUCCUUAAUCAAGAGGAAACCAACUAUAAUGUUGAAUCUUUCAAAAGCAACGGACAUUUUGGAGCUGACGGGGUUAAUGAUGAACAUCGAGGCGAGAAUAUAGAAGGUAAU